Messenger RNA from Spirometra erinaceieuropaei, 21914 nucleotides. The record is from the annotation of a GenBank genome assembly. Lineage: Eukaryota; Metazoa; Platyhelminthes; Cestoda; Diphyllobothriidea; Diphyllobothriidae.
AUGGGCAAAGUCGAGAAAACAAGCUUGCAAGAGACCAUUAAUGGCCUCGUCUUCUACCGUCGGUACGUGGACGAUAUCUUCUUCCUGACGGAUGGUACCACCGAUACCGAGGAGCUUGUCCAAAAGUUCAACAGUGCGCACCCCUCGCUAAAGUUCUCUGCAGAGACCGAGGCAGAUAACGAACUUGCCUUUCUCGAUGUCCUUCUGCACAGGCAACAGGAUGGGUCUAUCCAGCGCAGGGUGUUCCGAAAGAAAACCUGGACGGGACAAUAUGUUAAUUUCCACAGUUUUGUCCCCCUUAACAUCAAACGGAAUUUAGUCCAGGGAUUGGCGGCUAGAGUGAGACGCAUCUGCUCACCUGAAGCUAUUGAAGAAGAACUUCAACAGCUGCGGAACACACUUUGGGAGAACGGAUACCCAGAUAGAUUCAUCCUCCGAAAUAUUGGGGAACGCGUUGAAAAGCCCACUGUUGAGACUGCGGAAAAGAAAGAUGUAUUCAUAAGAUUGCCUUUUAGAGGAGACGCAGAGAGCGAACUGGUCCGACGGCGCUUAACUACAGUUAUCACGAAGGCAUUCCCUGCGGCGAAUUUACGCGUAUGCUUCACAAACUCUCCCCUCCUACGUUUGGGAGGUAAAGACAGACUACCGUUGGAGGCCACAUCAAUGUGCAUUUAUUCAUUCACUUGCUCCUGUGGAGCAGGAUACAUCGGCCGCACAACGAGACGCCUGGUAAAGAGAGUACGUGAACAUAUGCCCGCCUGGCUAGACAGAGGUGAGACCCGGUCGAUUUCGAGUUCUAUUCUCGCGCAUUUAAUCGAUACGAACCACCGAGUCGAUGCCAAGAAAGCAUUUCAGGUUGUCUACCGGACACCAACAUGCUUCUCUAAAGGCCUACGCCAACGGAUACUAGCAACGGCAGAGGCAGUAACUAUACGGUUAGUGAAUUCGGUGUUAUGCUGUCAGAAAACUCUGACACAAGCGCUCUCUCUGCCGUGGCCAACGCCAACGCCAACCCCAAGUGAUGAAGCCAUGCCGCCUCAAAUCCCUAAUCACGAUGAUGCGCACUCUGUGUACUCAACCCAAGAUCAUUACUCAAAGACUCUCUUACCCCCCUCCCCUAGCCCUGACGACUAACACCCGCCGACCUUUUCAUGCGGGCGGCGUGGGGAUGAUGAGUGUUAGUGACUUAAUAGCCCUUGAGGCAUCUAUAAACACUGUUGAUUUUGUACAUUUUCAUUCGUUCAUGUAAUUGUAUUGGCCUGAGGAAGAAUAACCGAAAAAGUGCGUUCGCCAACUUGACUUUUCAAUUUUAACAUGGGAAUAUUUGCGGAACUUAGAUAAUUUUUAUUCAUUUCACUUUCUCGGAAUACCUUCACCUGCUUCCAAGACCGUAUAACCCCUACGACUAGUAUUCCCGCAGGACAUGCUCCCCAGAUUAUUUACUACUGAUCCCGACAACAUACCAGUCACUUGCGAUAAACCGUAAAACAGAAGAAGGAAAGGAAUUGCGUCUGCAGUCAUUUGCUACAAGCAGUGCGAUUUUUUCAGCGCAAUUUUCGGAUGUACCAUGAAAUGCUGGCCUCUUAUCAACACGAAAAUUUAGCAAGGAUUAAGUACAUUAGCGAGGUAAGAGAAUUUCGACUGUUGUUUAACAAAUUCACCGGCGUUUUAACACUCCUGUCCUACUGACAGACGUGCACACUGCAUCCACCAUUACUUCGAUCAUUUUAUGCUGCCUCACUGCUCUUCGCGCGGGACGUUUCUUUUAAAUGAGCUUUCCUCUUUCUAAAACGUUUGGUCGGAUCUUAUUUCGUAGCCGUACCUGCAGCAAACAAGCCCCAACCUAACCCCUAACCCUAACCCCUGACCCCAGUCCCCAACCCCUACCCCUAACACUGACCCCAAUCCCUACCCCCAAACCCUAAUCCCAAAACCCCAACCACUAACACGUACGGCUACGAAAUAGGAUCUUGCCGAAAAUUACAUGUGGGGUGUGCGGGACAUAGCGUUCCGUAUUGGUCAGUGGGAUUUUCGACCUUUAUUAAAACACUCCGGUAGAAUUUUCAACCUUACUCAUGCGAGCAUCGCGGAUUGUCGAGCUCAGCAAAAAGCCUAAUCUGCCACACUGCACAUGCUUCCAGGGUUUCCAAAUAGCACACUGACUAAAAGUACAUGUGCCCAGCCCGUAAACGCAGCGCGUCACGCACCCAGGGGGCAUAUUUCCUCCUUGCGAUUGGGUGACGUUUUGCUAGGUGUCUGUUCUGUGGAUGGUGGCGUCGUAAGCGUGUGUGGUGUAGCGGUUAGCAUGGCUGCCUUCCAAGCAGUCGAUCCGGGUUCGACUCCCGGCACACGCAGACCUCCCGUCUCUCCCUUUAAUUCGUUUUAAACUUUGACGCUGUUUUGAAAAACCAUACUCGACGAGCGGGCUGCCCCGUGCGCUAAGACCUCUGGGUGUUUCCACUCCGUCAUCAACACUGGAAACCGUUAUGGACCUGUCGCACGCCCUUCCGACGGUUCUUCUUUUAUAAAAUAAAAAAGCCAGAUUUGAGCGAAAUACGGCUUUCCUUGGCAUGCAGGAGAUUUCCUGUGUUACUGACUUCCACAAAGUAAAAACUCCAUGUUUAUGCGUACUGUCCUGUAGACGAUGAUUAAGAUAAACAAGAGUAGUUGGAGAUAAAUCCCUUUGGAAAAUGGAAAAUUGAAUGUUGUGUUCAUAAAAGUUAGAUGAAGUCAGGCAUGCGAAUAUGCAUUGUUUUUAAGAAAAGAGGGGCGAAUUCAGCUUUAAAAAUCCUACUCUGCAAUUUUGCUGCAUGUCAUGUAAUGAAACUCAGUAAUAAACUUGAUUGGCAGAAGUCUGCUUUACUAAACGGAAAAUUACUAGGCGCCCUCUAUUUCAUGCAUCCUUGUACGUAAUUUACCUAUAAUAUAGGCACUUUUUAAAUGUUAGUUUUCAGUGAGAAUUGAUUAAUGUUGUUAGUAAAUAUUAACUUGCAAACCCAAACAUAUAUGCCUUCUUUUAAAUUCGGUAGUUUCCUUACUGAUGUAAAUUUUUGGGGAACUCGGCGUGGGUGGAUCUUCCGUUACAGGAAUUUUCUUGUGAAUCUACCACAUUUAAUAUAUUGUGAAACAAAAAGGACAUAAGGAAAUGCUCAAGGUCGGACUGAAAUUCGACCAAUUAGGUAGUGGCCUUGCGUGGCUGGGGUGUCGGCUGGACUUCUGACUCAUUUGACUGGUUGCGUAAACCUCCAAUCGUGUUGGGAGUUGGCGUUACAUCAACACUUGAACGGCGUGUGGGCAGCAUGUUAGGGCACCGCCCUAACAGAAACAUGAGGGAAUUAUGUGCGGGCAGGGUUGGACUAGAUCGUUGAGUGCCUUCGACUAGCCCACCUCCGCGACCCGAUGCGCAGCACCGACAAGCCUAAUUACUUCGGAAAUCGACCAACUGUUGCACUUCUUCGAAUAUCCAGAGGAAGACAGCUGACGGAUUUUGAGCCAGGUGAGAUGUUGGAGUUGCGUGCAAGUGGUCUCUGCAGUAGCAGUUUAAUGCAGAUUAUUGGAUUUGAGGACGCUACCACCCCUACCGGAUGCCUGUGAACAUCUUGCUGUUGAUGGUUAUUUUUGUUUAUUGCAGACCGGAGAGUGUCGGCGCUUUGCGAGAAUUCAGCUGUUGUCAUUUGCGGAGAUUUUUGAACAGAUAAACCUCAAAUUUGUCGUCGCGAUGGUCCAUUAGAGACGUGGACGGAGGCCGUGCCAACGCGACAUCCGGGUUCAACUCGGUCUGGAUGGUAAUAAUCGACAUCUUAAUAAACCUGAAAUGUGGAGCCUGUUCAAUCGAGUAAUCUGGAUGCCUCUACAAGAUCUCAAGUGGCGAACUGUGUGUCCACAAACCGCCCCCUCCCCCUCCUCCGUGUAAGUACUUUUUUGGAUGAUGCCAGGAAAUGGCUGCAGUGUAGGGUCUUCUUCACUAACAUGACCAAUCUCUGUUGUCACUUGCAGAAAUUGUUGAACUGGAAAACCUCGAAGUUGUCGUCGGGAUGGCCGAUUAGAGACGUGGACGCAGGUCUUUCCAGCGCGACAUCCGGCUUCACUUCGGUCUGGAUGGUGAUAAUCGAAAUCUUAGUAAACCCGAAAUAUAAAACCUGUCUGUCAACAAACCGUCCCACCCCCUCCCUCCUCUGCCGUAUAAGUACUUUUGUAGAUGAUGCCAGAAAAUUGCUGCAAUGGGAGUCUUCAGCACAUCGAUAGAUGUUGCAGGUGGCUCUCCCGAGUCAGUUUACGCAUUACGAACGUCGGAUACAAAGUAUAUGCAAAUUUGACGACUUCCGGUUUCACGACUGCCCAUCUAAAAAUAUGAGAAGUCGCCCCACGGACUAACGUCGAAAUGCACUGGCAGAAAGCAUGUAAUGCAGUGACCCUCCCUCCCAUUCUUCCCACAAGUCCUUCUCGCAAGCCUGGCUUCUUCUCAUCACUCUUAACUUGCUCGAGUGUGUUUAUCGCACUCAAAUACCGUCCAUUUUUUUUAUUUCUUUGACCCACUCCGUAAUGCUGAUCAUUCAUCGCACCAAAACCUUUCUAUUUUUUCUCCACAUAGUACACCCAACGUUGCACAAAUAUAAGCGAAAUGGUCAAUGCAUUCGCGGUCGAUGUUCUACAGAAAAGUAGAAUUUUGUUUACUUCGAUAGCCUACGUCCGUUUAAAUAGGAGGAUCGGUUUUUUACGCACGCUUGGCCUCGCAGGAGGACGAAAGGACCAAGAAGGCACACAGCAUGUUUUGCGAGGCCAUAAUGUGCAAGCCGUGAUACUGCCUAAUCAAGGCGGUAAUUCAAUAGCAAACAGCGACCCAUGGGCUAAAUAGUCGUGCUGGGACCCCUUAAUCUCUGGCUAAAAGCUCCCGAUAUGACUUCAAGUUAAAGCAUGUUUGCUAACUUAACUUACUUACCGAUCGACAGAGACCAUAGUCGUGAAUUGAGGCAUGUAUCACAGACGUACGGGUUCCCCUGGUUAAUCUUCCCAGUCACGAGAACGUGAUUGUACCAGUGCAUGGAAGUAGUUGUAGGUUUAUCGUAACCACGUGCUGUGUUUUGCAUUGGACAGCAAAAGCCGCAGCUAGCAUGUAUCUGAAUUCUUUUCGUACUAAGUGCUAAAGAAGCCUCUUCCUAAUGAUGGUGGAUAGGCAAGGACAAAUUAUUUUAACUAUGAAAAAGGUUAUAGAAAGUGGAGGGGUGGAAGGAGGAGAUGUAGGAAGUUUCUGGAUACACCAUCUCACUUGCAGUAUCUUGCCAAAUCACGUUGCAGCUCAUCGUCAAAGGUACAGUAGAUGACCUAAUUCCUGAAAUGUUGAGAGCGGUAUUUGAGUUGAUGGGAAGGAAUAAAUUUUGUGCGGUUAUUCUUGUUUUUUGAAUUGAUUGGAAUCUCAGAAACCCCUUUUCUAAAGAAUAAGUCAUGUCAGUUCGGUUCUAUUGAGGAGAAACGGACCAAAAUUAGGCAAAUUUCGACGUCUCCGAAUAUCUUCUUAAUUUCCUAUUCUAAUAAGUAUCCCCCAUUAAAACCUCUUAUUUGCACGCGUUGCGUUAUAAAGGAGUUUUCAUAGAACAAGGAAAAAUAUCAAAGAAGGGCACUCUGGAAAUGCAAAUUGUGAUUUUUAGUUCAUGAAAAUCAGAUUAACUCAAGUAUGUAAAAACACAUUAUUCUCAUGAACCAAAAAACGAUUUACUUUUUAUAAAUUCUAUUUAGCAAAACUGCAACGUUUUAUAUCGUCAAACACAGUAAUAGGCUAGUUCGACAGUAUUCGUUUUACUACACCAGGAACUAGUAGGCGUAAACACGUAUACAUGGAUAGCGCGUUAGAUGCUGCCAUCUUUCUUUGCCACGCCGUACAGCAAAGUUUCGAAACAGUUCCUAUCGUAAGUUGCUUUGAGCGAAUACGAAAAUUGGCAGCCGAAGGGCUGCCGCUUAAGUAGUUGACUAGCAUUUUUAAUAUCAGCCAGGCCACUCUCUGGAGAAUUAUGAAUAAUAAAACAGCACCUAGAACUAAGCAAGAUUGUCCAAAACGGUCCACAAGCAAGCAAGACGACGAUUUCACUCGUCGGACACUGAAAAAGUAUCAUUAUAUGCCACUUAAGGCUAUUUACAGAGGACACCUGUCAGUGUCUUCUCUGCGCAUAAUUAGAAAAGGAAUGAAAGAUUUCGGUCGCCAUCAGCAAAACACCAUGAUAAAGCCAUUCUUAAGUAAAAAAAACUUAUUACAGAACGUUUUUUGUUUGCUCAAAAUAUACUGAUCACAGACUUUGCUUCUGGAAGAGCAUUUACUUAAGUGAUGAGGUCUUAUUCUUAAACAAGCCUCCGAAAUCGACCCAGGUGGUCGUAUGUGGAAAGAACUUUCCCCGAGAGCACACAAUAGCGACACCAACUUUCAAGAAGUGUCGACGCCUGGUGGUUUGGAUGGCCAUCAAAUUCGAACGGUGACCGGUCAAACGUCCAACAGCGGAGAUGAUAAAUAGCAAAGUGUUCAUCGACAUCGUAAAGGAUGCCUUCGGUUACAAGGGCAUUUAUCGAUGUCGAAUGGACAACGUAAUGUUGCAGGCUAGUAGCCUUGCCCACCGCUCAAAGGAAAUAUGAUUCCAGUUCGGUUUAUGUACAUAAUCUAAUAUUUUAGACAACUGCCAGCCUCUUCGCCUGCGGCCUUCGAGGCAUUUUAUCCCCGCCAGCAGUCCGGAACUAAAUCCCAUCGAAAAUCGUUUGUACAAGUCAAAAUAAAUUGAGCCAAAUCAAGAAAACAUCUUCCUACGGAACAAAAUAUGGGAUUUUUGCUUAAUAAUUACAUUGACCAAACCACCUUAGACAACUUGGUGGUCUCCAUGCCCCCUCGCCGUACGGCAACUUCUCUGCCGGCAGUUUUGCUAUGUGUCGAAUAGUUGACAUUUUAUAGAGUCGUUUUGUGAUUUGUUAGUUUUUAGUAUAAUAAAUUAUUUCUUAGUCAAUAAAUAAUGCUUUAUAAAUCAAACUGUGCCUUAUUUUGAAGCUCGGUAGCAUCUUUAAUACAGUAUAACUUUCGUGGAUGCGGGAUGGGCGUUUCGUGCGCUACAGCGAUUUAAGUUCACAGUUAGUGGCAUUUCAUUAGAUUGGUCACGAACUGUAUAUGAGAACAUAAUACACAGUUCUAAUUCAAACUCGUGUCAUCCGGAGUUGGACUUCAGUCAAACCAUCGAUUUUAACCGCGAAAUUUGGUAAGCGUGCGUGAGUCAUGGUUUAAACACAAAACUUUUCAGCAGGUGCAAGUUCAAGAGAUCUCGUCUGAAAUCGCAUGCCAUUUUCACGACCUAUCUAGCUUCCCGACAAUUGAAAUUGGGUACGAUCCUACUAUGCAGCCAGGCAUGAAGACAUAAUACCGAUGGCCUACUGAUUUGCUUUCAGUAGGUAUGAUUAGAUUGAAUAAACAGGCUAUUGCGAGUUAAGGCCCUCCUGUAUUUGGCAAACUUUGUCGGUUUAUCCACUUGCGGUUCAUUCCUGCAGUGCCGUCCGACAGUUUUUGGGUCCAAAGGAGAGCAUCAUUUAUUUUUUUUUAUUUGCGAUAAUAACCAUAAGCACACGCCUCCGCACUGCGCACUGUCGUUGUCAAAUGUUACCCCAUCAACCUAUCCCGGUUAUGCCAGGUUUACAAUUUUAUAUCCUCUGGCCUGCGACACGCCUUCCUUGUGCUUUUCACAUUUACCUAUCUUCAUUUACUUCGUCGCCUACGUUGCUUGUGCCCUGCCUUAGUGGUGCAUCCAUGUCUUCGUUGAGGACGGUUUUUCAGCACACCUUUACCUAUGCCCUGACAUUGUGCUGGCGCUUGCGAUUGGCCGAUCUGAUUUCCCGCGUUCGUUCGUGCGUAGCGGUUAGUUUUCACCUCAUACAAAGUUCUGUUGUGCUCCACUCUACGAUUUUGUUGGCCUACUUCCGCGGUCGCCUUCUCGCCGUGUACGGUGGCCCCGUCCGUUAAACUCCUCUUGACACCAUUCCCGUGAAACAGGCGGCUAGAGUGGGGCUGUUUCAGGGAAGGCUGCGUAAUAGGAUCUGACCUUGAAUUAAAUCCAUAGAAAAAACUUCGCCAGACCAGGUAUUUAUUUCCAAUACUUCGGUUGAUGAAACCGAUCAAGGAGUAAAGUGUAAACUCACUCACAUCAAUGUCGCCCGCGUAACAAAGACAGUACCUACAGAAGCCAGCAACGUAGAACUGUCGAGUAGUUGAUUUAAAGAAUUAUCAUGCAUAACACUUGAGCCUACUGUUUUGUAAAUAUGCCCUGUCAAAAAUUGCUUGGACCUUUGAAAUAGCUGCAGUUUUCCAGCAAGAUAUUUGAUUCCCUUCGACUGCCUUCUUUUUAAGUCGGUCAUAGAGGUCGACGAAGAUGAGUGUGGUAAUGUGCAUGGAGGAAAAUUUUUUAGACUCGAAAAUGAGAUUAACUUGAGCAUUUGCGCUGAUGUUAACCAGUUCAAAUCUCAUUGCCUCCAGGUUCGUGUAUGUAGGGAAGAUGGGUUUCUGCAAAAAUAACAAAAUUCCAUCAAAGAAGGAGACGUUUACAGACCAAGGACUAGAACCCGGUCAAUGUUUACCUCUCUGCGAAACUGCAAAGUGACAGCAGGGAAGGAUAACUUGCAGGAGAACUGUGAGUAUCCACCUUCACGAAAGGUUGUCACGAAAACGCAGUCGUCGCAGUACCCCGGAACAUCGACCGUCAUCGAAAAUGUCGUUCUGCUGACCUCGUCAUAGGGCAGUCUUAUGGUCAUUGUGUGAAGCCGCUCCACGCGGGAUUGGACAAAGUCCGUCAAAUAAAUUCCAUUACCGUGUCGAGGACACUUUUCUUUGGGUAUGAAAGGGAUGGAAACACAAACGAAAAUGUCCGAAGUCAACCUAUCACGAAAAAUUUGAUGAUCCAAAAAUAACAUCAGCAUUAUGCGCUGCAUGGAGAGUAAAGAUAUCCUGUGUGUAGCAUACUGUGGGUGACUUGUUCUGGGAAAUGUUGUAAGUGGCAUUAAUAUACGAACUCGAUAUUUCACGAAUGAAUGCAAAAUGUAUACUGUUGUGCAUUUUCCUCAUAAAACAUGUCUGUUUUUAUAAGGGCACCAAAACCAAUAAAAGAUAACUGCUGAUUAAGCGGUCAGUUCUAGCCAGCGUAAUUCGUGAAGAAGGCCAAAUUGAUGUCCGUUCAAAAGUCACCAUCCUAGUGUGACAUGAAUAUACUUGGACUAUGCAGUAUGAAAAGGAAUACUACAACCACAACUAAAUGGUCUUUUCUGACCGAGACCGUAUUUCAAGCCACUAUUUUUAAAGGACAGUUAACCUACUGAAAGUAUACUUUUUUUCGAAUGAGAGGCAUGCCAGCAGCAUACCGACGAUUCAAAAUCUUAAAAAUUCCAUAACUACAAGUUCUUUUAACCGAACGCGCAUUACUUUUUGGGCAUGCAUUUGAAACAGACUCAAUAUUUCACGAAUGAAUACAAAAAGUAUACUGCUGUGCAUUUCUCACAUAAAAUAUGUCCCCAUUUUAAGGGUACCAAAAUAUAUACGAGAACUACUGAUUAAGCAGUAAUUCCUGGACAGUAUAAUUCGUGCGGAAGACCAGAAGGAUGCCUGUUCAAAAACCACUAUCCUGGCCUGACGGAAAUUAUUUGGAUUAUGCUGCAUGACGAGGAAUACUACAACCACCACUAAGUGGACAUUUUUGGCUGAGACCCUAUUUCAAGUCAAUAUUUUAAAGGACUAAAAUUGAAUUUGAUCGGAUGACAGGCAUGCUAGAAAGUUGUCGAGGUAAUUUUGACAGAAAAGUUAAAAGCAGAAAAAGUGACAAGUACCCAGGCGUGUGAAACAGAGCUGGCAGAGCAGAGGGUAGUUCAGGAUCACGAGCAAGGUUAGGCUCACGUGCAUGAUGGGUGCUGCGCCGAACAACACGAUAAUAUAAUGUUUACAUGAGGCUACUACUCCUAAAAGCAGCUGGCUGGCAUUCCUUGAUUGGUCCCGCCACUUCAUGGAUUGCGCGCACAUCUAUGGCGUUGGCUAACUACAGUGCGUGACCUAUCUCAUGAAAUCUGAUAACGGAAUCUGAUGAAAGAAUUUCUGGACGUCUUUAACGUUGGGCAUUGUGUUCGCUCAUCCACUUCCUUCAAUAAAUUGCCCCUUUCUUGUGAAGAAAUUGUGUUUACGCAAUUAUAUCAAGUAAAAUAUCAGUGAAAUAUCAGUAAAAUAUCAGCGAAAUUGGACGUUAGAAUAUAUUCGUGCAAUUUCCUAUGUUAAUACAUAUCCUAUACGCCGGUUACGCAUCUGAGCGACUUUUUCAUUGAAAGGACAGUAAUAUACUCGCGAGAGUUUUAAUAAGCAGAUUUAGUCGAACUUAAAAAUUUAUUUUAUGUCCGAUGUUAACCAUGGUGAUCAACCUACUAAUACAAACGUUAUUUUAAGAAAACCAGAGGUUUUAUCAAUUCCUAAAUGUCAGAUUAGCAGAUCUGUGCAAUUUGGUGCCUUAAAGUGCAGUAAUAAGGCAAAUAGGAAUUCCUCCGUUUAAAUGGGCUGGAAUUAUUUUGCCGUUUGGAAAAUCCCACCCGAUGUCACAUAGAUGACCACCACUGAAUGGUCAUUUCCAGCUUUAAACAUAUGAAACACUACCUGUCGGGUAGUUUGGUUUCUGUGCAUACUCUAUUCAGAAAUAUAACGAGCAAAGCAUUAAUAGUUUUAGCAAAAUAUCAGUAUUUAUAUGGACGCUUUGUCGUGCGUUCAUAAUCAAAGAACGGAGUAUAAAAGUGAAUAAAAACAGUGGAAACGGCCUCAAUGUAUAGAGAAAGGCAUGUUCUUACGUUUACGGUAGAAAAAUAUUAGUAUUUCUUAGGAACUCGAAGGAAACGGACAAAGGUGUCAAAUUUUUACUUGGCCUCACUGUGUAAAAAUGCAAAGUACACAGAGAUCCGUCAACGGAGUGCAGUAAUAAAGCGCCUCCUAAAGCGAUAACAUAUUGAAGAAAGAUUUCUUAUUGUUCGACGGCAUACUCUUUGCAUACUUUGGUUGUGGACAGCCGUUUUUUCCGAAAAUGAAGUCUGAUGUUUGGAUGGGUCUUCACAUGUGACCCAAACGACCAUCUUCCUGAAAGGGAGCGCUCCAACACUCACAAAAUCGGUAAAUGUCUUCAAGAUCAAUCUUAAUUUAAGGUUCUCAACGGACAGGUAAUUCAGAAUCCGUCUUUAUGGGCGAUCGGGAGAAAACACUGAAAAUAAUGAAGUAUUCAGCAACAUUUCGAGGCCGAUCUGAAACUCAACAUAAUCAAAAACGAACGAAAAAUGAAAAUUAGUUAAACGGACGAAACGUUCUCUCUCUAAAUAGAGAAUGGUAUGUUUAUGAUCACGCCUGUAAGUUAUAUUUAAAUUUAUUAGGCACCGACCGGCCUCAUGGCAUGUCACCUUAUGAAAACGUUUGUUCCUACGACGCCCCCAUCGGUGAAAUGAAGCGAAUUCCAGCUUCUCUUGUUGAACCCCAUCCCAUUUAAUUCAAACGGAGCAAAAAUAACGUGACUCACUGGGAAACUGUUUUGGAAUUUACACUCAGAUUGUAGGCAGUUUAUAAACCGUCAUAUAUGAAAUCACACUACUUAUUGAAUGAUAUUUGGACGUAAACUUCACUAAAACACAGUUAUUAGACGUUAUUUUAUGUCUACGUUCAUAUUUACCAUGUUUUUGGUAUGAGGAUACAUUUUAUACAUCUAAAAACGAAGUUUACUAAAUUAGAACCAUUUCUCACGUUUUCGGGAUUUUGCGCUUUUCAAAAUUAAUGGGAAUUUCUAAACAACUCAACACUGCCUUAAGUAUUUCUUUUAUUGUCUUAAUUCUAUUAAACUUGUACUUAACUAACAAGACAUUUGACUCAUGAAAUGAUGUCGGUUUGCGAGUGAUUGGAAAUCAUUCAUAAAUUUCGACACAUCUCAUGAGUAAGGUCAACAACUGUACAAAUCCAACCAUCCCACAUGGAAAAUUCCUGAUACAAGGUCACAUUAUGUGCAUGGUGAAGGUUCUGGCCGCUCCGUAGGGGCCUUAACUAGCAUCAAAUUCUCAUCCGCGUCUCCAAGAUGCUAGGCUCUGUCUAGAAGCCAUACUCCCGCAAUCGCCUUGAUCUACGGACAAAACCCUAUACGGGUACCCUGUGUUCCACGUGCUCCCCCAUUCUUCCUACUCCUCUUCCAACCCCUUAUCUGUAGCGGUCCGCGUCUCCUUACCCUCCGCCGUUGUCACGCCGCCUUCCUGCCCGCCUCAAACUCAUCGUCGAUACACUGUUAGGACGCGCGAGGCUUGUCUCUAGCCUCGCGAGUGCCCGAAGCCAAUCAACGCUGCCCCCCCUCUGAUUGGCUGGCGGACGUUGAGACAAGGAAAUGUGCACACAUGCGCUGGGUCUCAGCACUUCGAAGGCGGACACAGACAACACAACUUGUUUGGUGAGCGCGUUCACGGCUACUGUUUACAGAGCCCUUUGUGUACGCACUUCCACAGCAGUAAAGGUUGUCCAACUGAAACCGUCUUCACUGACUUAUGAUUUGGGAAUCUUUGUCUUGUCGUCCACACCACUUUCAACACAUUCUCUUUAUUCUGCUCCUCCUCCCCCCCCCCUAUCCCUCCUCCCUCCACUCCUACCCCUUCUCCCACACCUAUUACUACUACUUCUAAACCUCCUACUCUCCAUUUCCACUUCGAAAAAGUCCUACGGGAGAGGGGUGUGUCUACUCCCGUUGGCGGCUCAGAGUAGCUCGAGUCGUCUUCCUCUAAAAAGUACCCGGCGUUCAUCAACCGUCUGGGAUGUCUAUGCAGCUCUAUCUAUGUAGUAGGGGUAAGGAGAGGUGCACUAACCAAAUGCUAUGAAAUCACGCCAUCUCCAUGAUGGCCGUGGCUCGCAGAUGGGAAACUCGCGGCCAAAACAGUCGAGCAAGAACAGUAUUCACCCCAAUGUCCUGGACUCCACACCACCAGCUUCUGGGUGACUCUGAUUCCUCUGGCCUACGCUGAUUGGUCCUACCACGCCAUGGACUGCGUGCACCCAGCCUGUCCUCCACUGAACUCCUCUCAUACAUGCUGCCGGCAACCCUGUAAAAGGAUCCCACCGGCGUCCAGCGGCAAGCCUUUGUUCUACACAAACGUGUUUUUGUUAUUUUCAAUUUGGAAAAGGUAAAAAUAUCUAUAUAUUACAAAGAAGCUCCUGGUAGAUUGCUAUCGAUUUGUGCUAUUUACAUCUAAUCAACUUCGCACACUUGCCUUGCUAUCGGUCCCCCUAUUCCAGUUUGUGAUUAAAAGCCCUCCUAAAUUAAUUGAUCAACGGCGGAAGACAAGUUCGAAAUAGUCUCAUUCGGUAAAGCAUAAGCACAAGUUUGCAGGCGAACACAGUAGAGCAUCAAGCAAAUUGGACAGAAAACAAUGGUAUUGGACGGAAUAAAUGUCGUCACCAGUACAACAUUGAGUAGGCCCCUAGGACGUCAACAAACGCUCCUGAUUCCAUUAGAGAAAUAAUGAGCUGCCCGCAUAACUCAGAUGGAAUUUACAAUUUGUCCCACUUUAAGCUCAUGCACGAAUAAAGGAAGAACGAAACAAAUUGCUUAUUUUCCAACUUGUUGUAUUUAUGCAGAGAUGAAGGCGUCAACAGAGCGGGUGCCUCAAGCUGUCGCCACGUCGGCGCAGGGGGGAGGAAAGCCAGGCACGGGUGAAACCGCCGAUUGAGAGGGUACGUAUGACGGAUCAAAGUGGACCUGAGUAUGCGGCAGAGCUGAUGACCAAGAGGGCAGACUGCCACGCCCUCAUGGAUGACACAUUAUUGUGAAAUGUAGACGUACAUUGGCUGUACAGGCCACUCCGCAUGGUUGAACACGCAGCCAGCAGGUGGCACAGCACACUGUCGAAGGCAGAGAGUUGACAUGCGACAGAUAGUGGGACUCCAACUAGCAUGUCUGCUUUCCUUCAAGCACACCGCCCUCGGCCUUUACUGGCAUUGUCCUCUUUCCAGCGGAGAGGCUGUCAUCUCGGAGUAGCUUGUAUGAUUUCCCAGUUGGAUGACUGACCCUUCCCUUACUGGCGAGAUGAUGACCCUAAUAAAUGAGGCAAAAUAGGGGUGUACAGGCAAGUUGCUUGAAUCCCUCAACAUUUCUGUCCAACAGAUCACAUCUCAGUUGGCCGAUAGCCCAAUAAGUCGCAAGUAGCUAUAUCAGUCGGAUUGCAAAAACCCAUGCCGAUGAGCAGUUAUUUCAUCCCUCGGUUUGCGGACGAAGACGUUGUUAAUCUACGGCUUUUCAGACGUCAGUGUGAGGACAUUGUGCCCCCACCCCCCAUUAGGCCUUUCCUGUUGGUCCUUAGGAUUUCUGCUCUCGGUCAAAGUGAAUCUGUGGAACAGAUAAUAUUCUUCAUGCAGCUUCACACGCCUUGCAGUUCGACUAGGAGCCGAACCUCAUUGACGCUUACUUCAACACUAGGCAAAUGUUAACAGGGCCUGUAAAAGGCACGCUGUCUGAAAGUGCGGGCUUGGCUGCGAAGGCAGCUCGCUACGCACCCAGUGGGCAUAUUUCCUCCUUGCGAUUGGGUGAAGUUUUGCUAGGUGUCUGUUCUGUCGUAAUUAGCGCCGUAAGCGUGUGUGGUGUAGCGGUUAGCAUGGCUGCCUUCCAAGCAGUCGAUCCGGGUUCGACUCCCGGCACACGCAGGCCUCCUUUUCUUACACUCCCUUACAAAUUAGACGUAUUUUUUGCAUUCAUAUUUUGCCAAUACUUCUCAGUGUUUUCAAGUCUGGCUUCAACACUUGGGGCAGGAGUGACUAACGUGCGGACAGGGGUGGAUUACAUCGUGGAACGCCAUCGACUGUCUCACGUCGAAGACACGUUGGGCAGCACUGGCAGAUCAGUUUAAGUUAAAAGUCGGCGAAAUCCCAACUUUUAUCGAUUUUUACGGACUUCCGGAGAGGCACGGCCUAUCAAUUAAAACGAGAGAGUUGUUGACGUCGCGUGCAACUGGUCUAGACCGGUUUUAUUCCAAUUAAGAAUUCUCCAGACGAGCGAACGCAGAUUUUUGAGCUGAACAUGAGGUAGGAGAGUAGGAAAUAGCCAAUCGAUAUUGAUUUAUUUCCGCCGUCAUUACCUGGAAUGCGCCAUACCGAUAUGCUCCCCCACUGAGUCAUCGUUUGGGUGUAAGACAAUGUGCCCUUGCCACGAAAUCCGGUCAUCCCAUUGGAUCGAAUCCGUAAGUUGUCGAAAACAAGCUUACGCACUUGACGGUCUAAUUUUCCUGACAUCCACGUCCUGGUCAAUAACCUGAAUCCUCAUCUGUAGUAAGCACUUCUCCCUGCAGGACAGAGUUCAAUUGUAGAGGGCGCCGACACAAGCGAAGAUGCGAGUUCCAGGAAUUAGUUGAUCAGAAGAAGAAGAAGAAGAAGAAGAAGAAGAAGAAGAAGAAAGAAGAAAAGAAGAAGAAGAGAGAAGAAGAGAGAAGAAGAAGAAGAAGAAGAAGAAGAAAGAAGAAAAGAAGAAGAAGAAGAAGAAGAAGAAGAAGAAGAAGAAGAAGAAGAGGAAGAAGAAGAAGCGAUCGCUGGACCAAGGUCUUUAUUCGCCUGACGUUUCGGAUUCUCACUUCAAUCCAUCCUCAGAGACAGUAGCAGAAAUGGGUGACUCGUGCACAGGAAGUUGCAGUAUUUAUCGGAUGCAGUCGCUAUGCUACCGCAUACCUAUAACAAUUAACCACGCUCCCCUUCAUGAAGGAUCUUUGUCCGCUGGUGCGCUAAUUGAUUGCUGGACCGCAUGCAAGUUGUUAAUUACUGAAAUGUCAUCACCCGUGUUGGAUGCAGGCGUGAUGAUUGCUCGGCCAUCUGACUCACCGGCUUGAGCGCGUCUCGAGUGCUCAACGGUAGAGGGCACCAUUGAGCCAUCGUCAUGAUCUUCGCCAGCCGGCAACUGCAGUACAAAUUUCAAGAAACGAUGACAAGACUCCACAGCACCCUCGCUGAUUCGGCAAACUGCCCUCGAUACAGUCGACCGCGAUGGACCCUAGGGGAAUCAUAGUGAAAUCAGACGUCGGCAGUGCGACAAGCCCACAUCAAAAUGAGGGCUCACAGCACAGACGACGAUGGGCAGUCGUGUACUCGCUUCCAUUCUCCUCGGUCUCAUGCUCUACGUCAUGCUGAGGGAAGUCUGGCGUGGAGAACUGCCAGGAGUCAGCCUCAUCUACCGGACGGACGGAGAGCUGACUAGCAUCCGAUGCAUACAGAUAAUCACGCAUGUCUCCACGAACAGUUUUCUCGACUGGCGGUUUACGGAUUACUGCACGUCAACAAACACUGCGUUGCAGCACAACCCCGGGGUGAACAGUCUGCAAUUUAUUCUUCCAAACUUCGAUCAGGCAGUAACGUACAUUCUUGAGUGUGUAAAUGACUAAUGAACCUAAACUGUCCUUUUUCACCACGAGGGUUUCCAUACAGAAGGUUCUAUUAGUGUUCAGUAGGUUUAUCUCAUUACGAACGGGUAGAAGCGUUCGCGUUGGACGUCUGAUUCGAUUGCCUUGAAUAUUUUUAACAUUUGCAAGCAGAAAGGUCAGUGCGGAUGUUUUAAUCCACCGAAAUAUGUAUGGUUCUUUUCGGCUAUUUCAUUCGAUGCACAGUAGGAGGGCUAGCUCAUGAAAUAUCACCUGAAAUUCCGAUAUGCGUUUUCGUCCCGAAAAGAUUAAUUAUGUUGGGCUAUAAAAGUACUCAGCUAGCAACAUAAUUCUAUAAUGUUUCAGUUACCUCACAAUGCCGGCUUUCGAAUGAACCUCAUCCGACUGCAUGCAAAAAAUACACUCUAUAAAAAUUACUACUUAACUAACAUGAAUUGCUCUCAUUGAUUUUCGAUGCCCUUAAAAGUCCAAUUAGAUCUCAUGGAAAACAUGCAUAAAAAUAUUCAUUCUUUUGCGCCUUUGGUAGACAAUUAUAUCUUCUACCAAUUUUAUACUCGAAGAAAGAGUAUCAUUCGGUUUCUAAAAACUUUUUCAAUUCCGGAAUAAUUUUGAUCCCGCUUAGCAGUCACAUUUGAAUUCAGGGUUUUCAGUCUUCAAGCUGUAUGCACAUUGCGUACGGAAAACCAUACAUUCCUCUGCGGUAUUAAGAGUUGACUAAGAGGGGUCUUAGCGGCUAGUUCAUUCGAUGUACGUAGGUAUUUGUUUCACAUUGUCGGUUCCGCUCUCUUUUCCCUCCCCCAUGUCCAAAUCCGUCCCCCGGACAGGUUUUGGAAUAGGACGAAAUGGAUGAUGCAUCAAGAAGCUCUGCGCCCCAGACAAUACUGCCACUGAUGAUGAAUACUUGUCAAAUGCCAACGACAAGUAGGGCGGUGGAAAAUGAACCCGAAGAACGGAAGUAUGAAUGCAAAAUACGGAGGACGGAAGCCGUAUUUAUUAAUUUGUUCAAUAAUUACCAAACGUUUUUCACUUAUAGAAGGGUGACAGCAAAGAAGAAACGUAAGGCCGCUCCGCAAGCUAAUAAUGCCAUCGGAGAUUGAACAGAUCCUGGAUAUUAUCCAGUCCCCAUAUUUAGUGCAAUAGUUACAAGCUAAACGAGUCAUGGCGACAGAAGCCAGAUGUCGCUGUCGUAAACCGAUGCCGUUGCGAAUAUUGCGUCAGCACACAGACGGGUUUGCCUUCAGGUACACGAAAAUAUUAAUAUAAGGCUUUGCCUAGGUGUAGCAAAUGUGGUACCAAAAGGGCACUGAGAACUGGUUCGGUGUUUAAGGAUAGUCGCCUGACUUUAUCGAAGGUCCCAUGUGGCUCAGGCCUAUCCAGUCUCAGAAGAGCACUCGGAAACCGAGAUAUUUAGCAGCUGACCGGAAAGGUAAGCAGUGAGAUGUUAAUGAUGUUGUACACAUAGUGCAAUAAUAGCAGCCAGUGGAAUAACAGCCAGGGAGAACAACUGAACGGCCAGGCAAUGGACAUUUUGGCCACUGAAAACUGGUACAACGGAAAUAGUUUGUAAAUCUUUCAUAUUCCGCACUAAAAUAGUGAAUUCCUUACUAUACCUCUCAACCUUUUUUUCCCUUUUGUCCCAUAACCCCAGCCGAAAAUGCGCCAACGGGGAUUGAAAUCGUAGUAUUUGAAGGGAUUGAUGGAAAACCUAUGAACACCCUAACUGCCGAUCAUGACCAAUCCGAAGGCUACUUCGUAAGUAUGCUGACCGUCAAACCGAUGAAUGAUGUACGUAUAACAGGAAAGCCAAACCUACUGGUCACCGCAAGGCGACCAAACCGCCCAACCACACGGGCGUACGAAAUCGACCGAAGCGCAAGGGGAAAGCGAGCGAAAGAGACCACAAAGAAACCCCGAGGGCCGGGUGGAUAGCUAAGCCCGUGAAAAUGCAAGGCAAGGCCAAACUCCUAUGGUUGGGUAGCUGUUCCAAGCGGGCUGCGGUUGGGUGUAGGGAGGGGAAGUGAGCCGUACGGCAGGCAAAGAAAGCAAACGGCAAGCGGCCUUAGGAGACCGCACAGGAAGCCAGCAACCGGGUUUAACGCCUGUACGGCUAAGCCAUGAAGGGCUAGUGCAGCCCCUGAAGUAUGUAAAAAGGGCAGGUGCACUGGCGGGGCAGACCUGCACCGAUUAAGUGCACCCAACGCCUACGCGCCUAGCCAACUCACGCGGUAGCCGCAUGGAACGCGGUAUGGGAGGCCCCCCCCCGCGAUCGAAUACAACGGGGCUGUUUCUUAAAAGGGGGGGGGUGAAGGGUAGCGAUCUGUUAACACGACUGAAGCAGCUCGCAAUUAGAAGGAUAAUGGAAAACGUGUUGAAUCGCAAUUCGCAAAGGUUAAGUCUUUCGCCUUUUACUAAAGAUUUCCGUGUGGGGGGUGCAAUGCAAUGAGCCCAUAUAGACAGUCUUGCAGCGCCUCGUUCUCGGGGCGGUUAAAGUGAAGGAGAAAUUCAUCCUGACACAGCCUCUACGCCAUAUCAAGCAAACGUAGCUGGAGUACCCAGUCGUAGUAAUGUAGCAAGCGCGCUAAGUGGCCGAUGAGCGGGAAUGUGAACGUGAGCAAUAACAUGAAGGAAUUUACAACAUAACCGCCCUUCCUUCGUCCAAUUGGCAGCUGUAAGUAUAUGCGGGAGGUAUGGAAAUGGCACCACAGCAGCAGACAAGGUAUCCCAAAGCGAGGUCGAAUACAUUACACCCGCGCGGCCGACAGGCCUGAAAUAUGUAACUUAAUAAAAGCACGCCUACUGAUAGGAAGCAAGUACGUCAACAAUGUAGAGUCCUAAUCCCAGGCUACUCAGAAUUGUCUCGUCUUAAAGUGGAUUCGAGCGAAAUGUUUUGAGUGAAUAGUGAAGAUUUUCAGGCAGCAAACUGACUGUCACCCGAGAGAAUGUGCAUGAGCGGCACUGAUCGGUCCUGAGUUUGCAAGUGUAUGGGUUUCAAAGAGGACACCAAUGCUAACUGCGCACUGAGGAAGUAACUAGGGUGAGGUGAGAAAAAAAGCUGGGCCUUGUCGUUGGCAUUUGACCAGGAUUCAUCAUCAGUGGCAGGAUUGUCUGGGGCACCUUCAGCCGAAUGGCCUUGGCCUUGGGUAUAUUGCUCCCAUUGGUUACGGCUUCCGUUUUGAAUUUUCGGCACAUUUUCACCUCAAACAAACUUUAUUAUUUACUUUCUAAACCUCUUUUUUUACUUUUUUUUCUAACUCUUUGAUGGGUUUCCCGUUUACCCCACCCUAAAACCCCCCCUUCCCACCGAUCCCGUAAGACAGGAACCUCUCCUUCGCCUUGCACAGUCCAGGCUACACACAAUUGUCCGACCCACUUUAACUUCUGGUUCAUCAAGGAAAAUUUGGCCAGCUCCAUUAAGAAAUCUGUAUGGUGCCAGCUGAAAUUCGAAUUCACUAGUGUGCCGUUGAGUUUUUGGGCAUUCCGCGUAUUCAUGUUUCGCGUGUGGCCAAAAGGUGGGAAGAGUGUGCAAAUUCAGGCGUUCGCAAGAAUUCUAUUCGCUCCACUGGCCACUCUUAGAAACGAUUUUAUAAUUAUCAGAAUUUUAGGGAAGUGCUAGGUGUGUUAAAUGCGACAGUCUCUUGCAAGACUUUGACUCGGUCUUGGUGAAACGAGGACGACUGAUAUCCAGUCUGUCGGACGGGGCGUGACUUCCAGGGCUAGUGCAUAUCGUACUGCUGCGUACAGCCUCCUAACUGCUCACUGUCCUCGCAGUCAAUAAUACGGCCCUUUUAUAUUACCCCCCCCACAGCAGACUGAGCUGCAGAUUCGUCAAACUAGAUCAGCAGAUCACUGUGCGCGUUUAUAAGACUGCUCAGAGACGUGCGUAGUUGGUGGCUACUGCCGAAAGUUGGAGGGAUGUGGUGGCAUGACGUCCCAGACGCAGGCUUUCUUGGUGCAUCAGCAAUUGAGUCCUAUUCCAAAACCUGUCCGGGGGACGGAUUUGGACAUGGGGGAGGGAACAGAGAGCGAAACCGACAAUAUCAAACAAAUACCUACGUACGUCGAAUGAACUAGCCGAAGAAGACCCCUAUAGUCACCUCUUAAUACAGCAGAGGAAUGUAUGGUUUUCCGUACGCAAUGUGUAUACAGCUUGAAGACUGGAAACCCUGAAUUCAAAUGUGACUGCUGAGCGGGCUCAAAAUUAUUCCGGAAUUGGAAAAGUUUGUUAGAAACCGAACGAUACUCCUUCUUCGAGUAUAAAAUUGGUAGAAGAUGUAAUUGUCUACCAAAGGCGCAAAAGAAUGAAUAUUUUUAUGCAUGUUUUCCAUGAGAUCUAAUUGGACAUUUAGGGGCAUCAAAAAUCAAUGAGAACAAUUCAUGCUAAUUAAGUAGUAAUUUUUAUAGAGUGUAGCUUUUGCAUGCAGUCGGAAGGAGGUUCAUUCGAAAGCCGGCAUUUUGAGGUAACUGAAACAUUAUAGAAUUAUGUUGCUAGCUGACUUAUUUUAUUGCCCAACUUAAUUACUCAUUGCGGGAGGAAAACGCAUUUCGGAAUUUCUGUUGACAUUUCAUGAGUUAGCCCACCUACAGUGCAUCGAAUGAAAUAGCCGAAAAGAGCCAUAAAUAUUUCGGUGGAUUAAAACAUCCGCAAUGACCUUUCUGCUUGCAAAUGUUAAAAGUAUUUAAGGCAAUCGAAUCAGACGUCCAACGCGAAUGCUUCUACCCGUUCGUAAUGAGAGAAACCUACUCGACAGAACCUGCUGUAUGGAAACCGCCGUGGUGGAAAAAAGAACAGUUUAAGUUCAUUAGUCAUUUACACACUCAUGAGUGCACGUCACUGCCUGAUCGAAGUUUGGAAGAAUAAAUUGCAGACUGCGUGCCUCAAUGUCCCAACAACUAUGCUGUUUUAUAUUCUAACCGCAGGGUUGUGCUGCGACGCAGUGGUUGUUGACGUGUAGGAAUCCGUAAACCGCCAGUCGAGAAAACUGUUCGUGAAGACAUGCGUGAUUAUCUGUAUGCAUUGGAUGCCAGUCAGCUCUCCAUCCGUCCGGGUAAGCUAAUUCCUGGUUGUUCUCCACGCCAGACGUCCACCAGCAUGACGUAGAGCAUGAGACCGAAGAGAUUGGAAGCGAGUACACGACUCCCCAUCUUCGUCUGUGCUGUGAACCCACAUUUUGACGUGGGGUUGUCGCAAUGCCUUCGUUAAAAGCUCUGGACAGUCUGAUUUCAGUAUGAUUUCCUCAUGGUUCAUUGCAGUCGACUGUAUAUCGAGGGUUGUUCAUCGAAUCUACGAGGAUGCUGUGGAGUCUUGCCAUCGUUUCUUGAAAUUUCUCCUGCAGUUCCCGGCUGGAGAAGAUCAUGACGAUGGCUCAACGGUUCCCUCUACCGUUGGCCACUCGGGGGGCGCGCAAGCCGGUGAGUCAAAUGGCCGAGCAAUCAUCACGCCUGCAUCCAACACGAAUGAUGACAUUUCAAGUGUGAUAAAACUCGCGUCGUCCGGCGGGGCCUCGUAG